UACUCAGAUUUCUUCCAGCAGUCAGAUUAGAUUAGCCACUCCUCCAUUAGCAUACGGAUGCUGGAUACUUGGAAAUGAAAGCUAACAGCUAGUGUUUACGCGUUUUGUAAAGAUGACUGGGGAAUUGAAGGGUUUUGCGCUGGAGACAGCCGAAGUGCUAUCCAGCCUUUUGAAGGAGCUAAUAACUUCGGGACAAGGCUAUGUUCGGGCCCAGUUCGGGGUGGACUUAGGUCUGAAGCCCGAGCUGUACCAGACGUGGGUUAUCCUGUCUACGGCUGCCGUGGGUCUCCUGCUGCUGAUCGGCGUGUCCUGGGCCGCUGUCUGCGGCGGUCAGCUCUUCGGGAAAAAGCGGGGAUCCCCUGUCACCCACGGUGGCGGUGAGCCUGACAAGGCCAACUUUAUUAAAAGUACCAAACCGGAGGAACAGAGAAGGAGGAACAAAAAGAAAACCCCUGAAAAGGCUCAAUCCAAUGGACAGCCAGUGACCGUGGCUCAAGGGGAAGAUAAAACAGUCGAGACAGUUUCCAAACCACAGAUUAAACCUGAAAAGGAAAAGGUACAGGAGGUACAGGCCCCAGUGAAAAAGAACAAGAAAAAAACCAAGUCAGAUGUGAAACCACUUCAGCAUGUGUCCACAAAUGAUGGGAAAGAACCCGAUGAUGGUGCAUGGGAGACCAAAGUCAGCAACCGAGAAAAGAGGCAACUGCGCAAGAAGGAAAAAGGACCUGAGGACUCGGGUGGUCCAGGAGCUGUGGAAGCUCCUAAAACCCACCUGGAAGCCCCUGUGGCCACAGUUUCCUCAAAGAAGAACCGAGGAAACCAUGACUCCCAGCAUUCAAGAACAAACAUAAAGGGUGAUGGAGCCAAAGGAGCUGGUAAAGACAAAGUGUCCUCCACCUGGAGACAGGAGCCUUCGGUCAAUGGUGGAGGCUGGUCCGACAUGUCGUUGAAGAUUCCAGGUGAGAUGGCUUCUAUGGAGGGAGCAAAGUGGAGCACCAUAUCUACAGCUACACAUUACAGGCCCAAGCCUGAAUCUCAGCCCUGGGUUCAGGAUUCACAAGCAUGGAACAGCAUUGAUGGCCGGAUAAAGACCGGCCUCCGCCCUGUGUCUUUCUCCAUGCUUGGACUAAAUAGUACAGAUCCAGUCUCGAAUUCAGCUGAGCUGCAGUGGGAGAAUCGACCAGCUGUUGAUGAUGAAUGGUCAGGAUUCAAUGGUAUGUCAGCAGCAGAUCCCAGCUCAGACUGGAACGCCCCAGCUGAACACUGGGGAAACUAUGAAGAGCCUCCAUUAUUUAAAGCUUCAUCUCUUCUGCAGAAGGAUCAGCCUGUCCCCAAAAAGGUAUCAGAUGAUGAAAAGAACGCUGACGAUCCUUCUGGAGGAGCAGCCAUAUCUAAAAAGAAGAGAAAAAAGAAAAAGAAAACAGAAGAGGAGGCUGCAUCUGAUGCUCAGACGGCGAGCGCAGUAAAUGCAGUCACCAAACCUCAAGAAGUUCCUUUGCUGCCUACAAAAAAGCAGAAUACCAGCAUAUCAUCCUCUCAGAAGAAGUCUGAGCAGAUUGUUGAGCCCCCGAAGCCUGCCCAGAAGAAAAAAGCCAGAAGGGAAACUUGAAGUUACAUCACAGGUCUAUACAAAGCAUAUGCAAAUGAUUGUUAAAUGUGUCACAUGCAAUAAUUGCCAGGUACAGUUUCUUUCUGAGAUACGUAACAGUUAAUCAACUCCAGCAACAAAAUGAGAACAAGCAGCAGAUCAAACCUGCUUGAAUAAAUACUGUAUGGCGAUGAAAUGUGGUCCUAUGGACUGAAAGCUUAACUACUUUUGCACUAUUUGCUACACUGCAACCAGAGGGGAGUUUGGUGGAUUUAUAGUGAAAGUACGUGUUUAAUGGCUUCAAAAGUGUUUGAUUUUUAUUUUUCUUACAAGAGUGUAGGUAAAAAUGGGUUUUAAUUGUAUGGUUUUUUUUUUUAUGACAGAGAACAACGCAUUUUUGUUACCCCCUUAUGAUGCACUUUGAUUUGACUGUCAUGCUGCUGUCCCUCUAUGAAUUAUUGGAAUAUUCCUGAGUGAAGGUUAAAGUGAAGAUUAGGAUUUUAUUCAAAUGUAUCCCAGUACAACCUUUGCAUGCUAUAUAUAUAUAUAUAUAUAUAUAUAUAUAUAUAUAUAUUCACAAAAAGUAAGGGAUAUUCAGCUUUUUGUAUGAUGUCAGAAUGUAUCUAAGCUGCACCAUGACUUUAACAUGCAAAUUUGAUUUUAAUUUCUCUAAACUUCUGAAUGCACAUGUAUACCUGUUCUAUGUUUAAAUACAACAUGCAUUGUACAACAUGCUGUUCUUUAACAAGGUGGUUAACCACAAAAAUAUCCAAAAGCAGUGUCUGAACCAGUAAUGGACCACAAAAUGUUCUGCUUCAGUGACAGCUUGUAUUUAAACAGCCCUCUUCAUCAUACUGCUCACAUUUUGACAUCAUAAGAUCAAUCAGAACAGCUAAUGUGUGACAAUUUAUUGAGACAUUGACAUUUAAUGCUGUUGUAUACCCACCACUGUUAGCUUUUCUUUCAAAAACUUGUUUGAAGGGAAGGAAUUACCACAGCAUGAUUUUACUUAAAUGUGUUACAUUCAUGAUAUUAUAUCAGUGUAACCUGAUCUCUUUACAUUUUCUAUCAACUUAACCUAAAAGUUGAAUAUCCUUAACUUUUUGUGAGUAGUGUAUAUUGAUAAAUUGAAGGGUUUAAUUCCUCCUGUCUUUAUAUAAAGUAUGAAGUGAUAACUCUCAUUGAGCAAAAAUAGAAUUGUAUACUGUAGAAAUGGAUAAAAAGAUAUAUAUAUAUAUAUAUUCUUUAUUUCCACACAAAAUUAGUGCAUCUAUUGAGCUGAAUUAAUAUUUUCCAGAGUAAUGCCCUUUUAAGUACAUAAUUUUAAUGCAUUUUCUUUAUAUUAUGUGCUAAAAUGAAGGUAUUCUUACCUGUUCAGGAUGGGCAAUAAGAAUAACUAGUACUCCUUUAACAUAUAGCACAUACUGUAUGAUGUGUGUGUUGUAUUGAGAUAGACAUAUCUGUGCUCCUAUGUGAAAUUCCCUGAUUGAUUAGAGACAGUCACUGCUGUAUUGGCUCUGUAGUUUCAGCUGUGGUCCAUGUCAGCUAGGGUGGAGUGGAAAGUAUCUCAGAACUAAACAACCAGUCUGCAGGCUAAUCCGCCUCUGAACUGCUUAACAACACAGUUGCAUUUCCCCAAAACGUUACUAAAAUGCUGUUAAAUAAAAUAAUUGUUAACUUUGGGGUUUGGGGUUUAUGUGAUCUUGAUUUAGCUUUUUUUUCCCUCAGACCAGAGUAACUCAUCUGAACCACCAGGGGGCAGCUUAGCAUAAAGUUAAUGAUAAAGUUAAUAAUUGUGGGAUCAAAUUGUUGAGAAGUAACACUACUAGAUGUAGUUCUUAUACUUUUUUCAUCAUUAUGAUUAUAUAUUGAUUUAAAUGGUUCCUUCUGCACUCUGUAUGAUUUCUCUAAAACAAAUUCUUCCAUUUUUGUGCUAGGAUAAGCCAUGCCAUAUGUACAGAUAGUAAGGGCUCUAUCCAGCUCUGUAAUUGCACUGUGCUAAAGGCUGUAUUGAGUUUCUUUCAUUGUGGAUCAAUUGUUUUUAAUACUUUUUGAAUGUAAAAAAAAAUUUCUGACUUCUAAGGUUGAUGAUGGGGAAAGAUGUUUUUGACAGAAUGAACGUUUCUAUACAGAUGUGACUUAGUGCAGCUUUAAUUCCACAUCAAGUUGGUUUUAAUGAGACACUCAUACAUGCAUACACACACUGUUUACACACAUAUGAAAGGAAUCUAAUUCCAUUGCCUUAACCCAUAAUUGUAUAGAAAGUCCAUUGGAAUCAUUUUUAUAGUUUAUAUUCAUUUGCAAGUUUUGAUGUCCAAAUUGAUUUCAUUUGCAUGACUUUGAUAAUAGUACUUGUGUACAUGAAAUAAUAUGAUCAGUCUUUUGCUCUUACUGUUAGUAUUUGCUCUUAGAGUACCACUCAGUAUGAAAAGAAGAAGAAAAAAAACUAAUACUUUUCUGUCAAGAGACAAGUUGCAGCUUUUUUGGCUUUUCUAUGGGCAUCAAGGAAAACUAUAAAGUGUUCUUUCUUUUUUAUGAUGGGAAAGUCUUAGUGCAUUAUGGUGUUAAUCAACUGGUUUUGGUAGUUGUUUUUAAGAUCUGAUAGAUCCGAAAAUCUUGUGUCACUGUGGCUUCAGGUGCCCUAUUGUUUACUUUUUACUGAUGAGUAAAAUGGUUCUGUCAAUGUAUUUAUAUACUUGUCUCAGAAAUGGUUUUGUGGAUAAUUUUGUUAAUUGGGGACAUACAAAUGAUAUUUAUAUGUUUGUAUGGUAAUGAUGACAGUUAAUAAGAAAUGCUUAAUAUCA
Molecule: messenger RNA, 4392 nt
Organism: Melanotaenia boesemani (Boeseman's rainbowfish)
Lineage: Eukaryota; Metazoa; Chordata; Actinopteri; Atheriniformes; Melanotaeniidae
Gene: mtdha
Product: metadherin a
Exons: 12
Coding region: 113-1609 (498 amino acids)
Biological process (GO): positive regulation of canonical NF-kappaB signal transduction; positive regulation of angiogenesis; regulation of transcription by RNA polymerase II
Cellular component (GO): nucleus
Molecular function (GO): transcription coregulator activity
Source: RefSeq, a predicted model, not a curated record